CAGGCGUCGCGGUCCGGACGUCUUUCGGAACAGCCACUGCCCCGAGCCGGAAGUUGAGCCGCAUUUCGGUGGGGAAACGGGGCUGCGGGAGCGCUUCUUCCUACGGGGAGAGGCGGGCUCAGCAGGUGCCAACUGCGAGACGGUCCAGUUCUGUUAAGAACAUUUAUUUACGCCGGGCGUGGUGGCGCACGCCUUUGAUCCCAGCACUCGGGAGGCAGAGAUAGGAGACUUCCGUGAGUUCGAGGCCAGCCUGGCACUACAGAGUGAAUUCCAGGCUCAAGGGUCAAAAACCGAGACUUGAUUGGGAAGGGAACCGUGGCUGGCUAAGGAGGCAGUGUGAGAUGUGGCUUCCAGAUCGUAUGUCAAAACCAAACCCUCACCUGCUGAUGGCAGCUGCUCAGCACAGCCUGAGCCUGGGAAAAAGAAGGGGCCCUUCUCGAGCCAUCUGCCUUCACCUAGCAGGGGAGGUGCUGGCUGUGGCCCGAGGGCUGAAGCCAGCUGUACUUCCCGAAUGCAGCUCUGCAGGAGCACCCGCCCUGCAGCGCUACCUGAAGGAGCUGCAGCGGCUGGGCUUCCCCGUUCUGGGACUUCACAUUCUGGAGAUUGGAGGGAAUAACCUCAUCAUCAGUCCUCAGCAUGUAUGCCAGCGUUUGGAGCAGGUACUGCUUGGUACUGUAGCCUUGGUGGAUGUUUCCAGCUCCCAACCUCAUCCUUCUGUUUGUUCCUUGGAUCAGCUUCAGGACUUGAAGUCUCUGGUUGCUGAGGUGGUCACACAUUUGCAAGGGCUGCAGAGGGACCUGUCUCUUGGAGUCUCCUACAGCAAGCUGCAUUCCUCCGACGGGAAUCUCUGUACUGUGUUUGGGGUCCUCCUAGGCUAUCCUGUUUCUUACACCUUUCACCUGAACCACAGAGAUGACAACUGCCUAGCCUUCACUCCUCUGCGAGUGUUCACUGCCAGGAUCUCAUGGCUGCCGGAACAAGCUCCCAUCCUGCUGUACUCCUUUAGUGUCCCAGAGAGCUUGUUCCCAGGACUGAGAGACAUUCUGAGUGCCUGGGAGAAGGACCUCAGAACCCGGUUUAGGACUCAGAAUGACUUUGCUGACCUCACCCUGUCCUCUGAGGUAGUCACACUACCUGCUGUAACCCUCUGACUAAACACUGCUGGUGGAGAAGGCGUUCAUUUUGAUCAUCUCCGGGUGGAGGAUGCCAAGCAGCAUCAUUCCAAGUGUCUUGGGAAGGUUCUGAGAUCAUUUGGCUACAUGUGUGAAUGGAUAGGUGGUAGUGGGAAUGAUACUAGUACGUAUGUUCCAUUCCUGUUAGGAAGUCCUCCGUACUUGGCUGAGGUGUCUUGUUUGUUUUCAUUACAUAAGAGACAAGGAAAUAAACUGGGCAAAAACGUGUUGUGGAAGAUAAGCAAUAGAAACUUGUAUGGCACUUGCCCUAAGUGUCUUGUAGGAAAGGAGAUGGACAGCUUUCUUUUUUUUUUUAGCUUUCUUUUUUUAAAGACUACCUGUGUGUGUAUGUGUGUGUGUGUGUGUGUGUGCGCGCACGCGCGCAUGCAUGCACACAUGUGUACACAGGCAUACCAGGGUCUCUUGCUGCAAACAAAUGCCCAUCUGGCUUUAUGUAGGUGGAUGGGGAGUUGAACUCUGGUCCAGCAGCAUUUAAGCAGGCACCUUUAACCACUGAACCAUCUUCCCAGUACUGGAACUGAGCAUCUCUGCAUGUUUAUAUACCUCCAACUGAAUUAGAAGAUUGUGACGUAUAUACACACACACACACACACAUACAUGAUUAGUAUUAAACAGAGUUCCAAGGAA
Messenger RNA from Jaculus jaculus (lesser Egyptian jerboa), 1820 nucleotides. RefSeq names its product chromosome 1 C1orf74 homolog (gene C1H1orf74). The record is from RefSeq and is a predicted model, not a curated record. The transcript has 2 exons. Lineage: Eukaryota; Metazoa; Chordata; Mammalia; Rodentia; Dipodidae. The coding region runs from base 342 to 1151 and encodes 269 amino acids.